AUGUCCAAAAGUUCGAGAAGGUGGGUAUCGACUGAUAUCGAACUUGUAUGGAAGCAUGAUGAUGCGAUAGCAUGGUAUAAAGCUCAAUAUGGUGUAGAGCUAAAGAAGUCGACUAUUAGUGAUCUUUUAAGUAAGAAAUUCGAAUGGUUCGAUACAACAGAGCUCACAAAAUACGAAUUAAGUCAAUCCAAAACUCGACCUCCUGCCUACCCUGCUCUCGAAGAAGCUCUGCUUGAAUGGCAGAUUCGAUACGAUCGUCACCCUGAUGCAGGACCUACUACGGGCGAUGUUUUACGUCUUAAAGCUACAGAAUUCUGGCAAAAGCUCUCUGAAUAUAAAGAUAAACCUCUGCCAUUCGAUGAGGGGAAGACAUGGUCAACUGGGUUCAUUGAUGGCUUUAAAAAGCGGAGUUCUAUGAAAGAAAGACGUCGAUUCGGUGAGGGGGCUUCUGCAGAUAUAGGCCCGGAAUCAGAGGCUAUAAUGGAAGAGAUACGACGUAUUGCAGCUUUAUACGAUGCAGAUGACGUCUACAAUUGCGAUGAAACAGGGCUUUUUUGGAGAGAUAGGCCGGAUCGCACGCUUUCUACAUUCGAAUCUGCCGGCAGGAAAAAGGAAAAAGCUCGAUUGACAGCACUCCUUACUAGCAAUUCUACAGGCACUCAUAAGCUCCCCCUAUGGAUUAUUGGGAAAGCACGUACGCCACAAGCAUUUAGAAGAGAGGGGUUGACAACUCUCGAUGGUUUAGGGGUGAAAUAUCGAUCGAAUGCGAAGUUCUGGAUGAAUAAUGGUAUAUUCGCUGAAUAUCUUAUAUGGUUCGAUGGUAUUAUGAGGCAGAUGCAUAAGAAAGCUUUGCUUAUUAUGGACAACUUCUUUGCACACGAGCUAGCUGUCACUACUCUUAUUGAAGCUGGCAAACUACGCAAUACGAAGAUUAUAUGGUUGCCCCCAAAUUCUACGUCUAAACAUCAACCUCUUGAUCAGGGUAUUAUACAGAAUUGGAAGCUCCAUCUACGACGUCGAUCUAUCAGAUUUAUGGUUCAAUGCUUUGAUAAAGAUCUGCACUAUUCUAAAGAGCUUGAUAUUCUACUAGUGAUUCGAUGGGGGAUAUUAGCUUGGGAAGACGUCAAAACUAGUACCAUUUCGAAUUGCUGGGAUAAAUCACAGUGCAUCAACCUGGGAUCGCAACCUGCGACGCCACUGACGGUAUGGCAAGGUUCUGAAGAAGCUUUAGAGUCUUUACGCCUCACUUUGAUACGUUUAAAGCACCAGGGCAUUAUAGCUAGUGUACCAGAUGAUAUACGAGAGUAUAUUUCACCUUAUUCAGAGCGUAUUAUUGAGAAUGAUGACAAUCUUGAUACUCUAGUUGAUGAUAUUAUUGAAGCUAGAGAGAUGGUUGAGGUGGAUGAAGAGGAUGAAAAACGAGAGGAGGAGGUGAAGCCUCCUAUUAGUCAUUUUCAAGCUCUUGAAGCUAUUCAGAUUCUAAUUAAAUAUCAAGAACAGCAAGGUGUUCCUGAUAUGAAUGCCAAAUUUAUCACCAGCCCACCCGCUUCACCCCUCGGCUCGCAGGCUCAUGUACUGCCGUAA
Botrytis sinoallii is the source of this 1584-nucleotide messenger RNA. RefSeq lists its product as uncharacterized. Gene Ontology annotation, molecular function: DNA binding. Bases 1 to 1584 code for a protein of 527 amino acids. Lineage: Eukaryota; Fungi; Ascomycota; Leotiomycetes; Helotiales; Sclerotiniaceae. The transcript is spliced from 3 exons. Gene Ontology annotation, cellular component: nucleus. The record is from RefSeq and is a predicted model, not a curated record.